AUGCAUUACAGCCAAGAGCGCGUCCAGUAUCGCGUCAAGGUGGACGGCGCAGAGGACUUCAUCACCGAGGUGCGAUCCCCCAGCUCCGGAGCCUCCAGCCCCGUGUCGGUCCACUCCGACUCCUGCUGCACCAGCCCAGAAGUCAAAUCCUCAGCCAAACAUAGGGUCAGGAGGCCGCUGAACGCCUUCAUCAUCUGGACCAAAGAGGAGCGCAGGCGCCUGGCACAGCUCAACCCGGACCUCGAGAACACAGACCUCAGCAAAAUACUCGGGAAGACAUGGAAAGCUAUGUCUUUGGCAGAGAAGCGUCCGUACAUGCAAGAGGCCGAGCGCUUGAGGGUCCAGCACACCAUCGACUACCCCAACUACAAGUACAAGCCUCGCAGGAGAAAGCAGCUGAAGAAGAGCUCCAGCAAGCCCCACACUCCAGAGACCUCUGUGCCGCCGUGUCUGCCCCCUCGCUGCCCCACUCCUGGCUACAGCCUUCCCUAUGGCCUCAGCUACCUGCUCCACAACCAGCAGCCCUACGCUCCCAGCCAGAACGCUUUUUCCAAAGGCUUCACGGACAUGUCCAAUGUUCAUAACUGCCCUCCAAGCUACACUGCGGAUCCACAAGCUUACUGCAGCCAAAUGCAAGGCACUGUCCCGGAGCAGGCGGAGAGCUGGCUCUACCUUGGGCCCUCUCUGGACGUGUACUUGGAGCAGAUCCAGCUGGACACUCUGUAUGACCUUGACCGCAGUGAGUUUGAACAGUACCUGGGACCCUCCGCGCUCAGGCCGGACUCGGUGGACCCCAGCAGCUACCAGCUCAGCUACAGAGAGGAGCGAUCCAUCUCAUAG
Molecule: messenger RNA, 840 nt
Organism: Knipowitschia caucasica
Lineage: Eukaryota; Metazoa; Chordata; Actinopteri; Gobiiformes; Gobiidae
Source: the annotation of a GenBank genome assembly